AUGUUUCGAGCCUCGCUGGAGGCUGAGGCAGCCGCGCAGGACCAAGCCGAGAAGAAGGGCGUUUUGCAGUCUGUGCGAGUCGCGUCCGGCUUCGACCGGUGCCACAGGCUCCAGCAAGAGAAGGCGCUUUCUGAGGACGCCACCGUCUUCACUUACGACGAAAUCUUCGAGAGCGUCAGCUCCGCGGUGACGAAGGAGAAAGCCAAGCCGACGCAGCGCAUCUUCCUCGGGUACAAGACCGGCCUCGAAGAGCAGAAGGAGAUCGAGCAAGGCAGGGCGGCUGUAACGUACGCCACAGAACAGGACACAAGCGGCGGCGGAGACGAAGCAGAGGCGCUGCCCAAGGAGCGAGAGGAAGGUUCAUCUGCGCUGCCGGCGAAGCCGGGCGCGUCGAAAGACCGGUCUUUUGAGAAGUAUGGCGGCUCGCUGAACUGCGGACUGAAUCUCGCCGGCGCGAAGAAGCUCUUCCCCUCCAGGGGAAAGAGUGCAGGCGGCGACUCGGCCGCCGAAGGAGAGGGGCUGUCGCUGCCGCCCUCUCGGUUCAUUUCCAAGCUCGUUCUGAGCGCACGGCGGCGAGAGCUGGAGCGCGAGAUCAUCGAGGAGAGGCAGCUGCAGAAAGAGCGCGAGGGCGACAAAAACGACGAAGUGUUUGUGACCUCUGCCUACAAGCAGCGCCUCGAAGAGAGGCGUCUCUUGGCACUCGAGCUCGAAGAGCAGGAACGGCGAGACCGCGAAAACGCAGCAGACAAAAAGGCAGACUUGUCCUCUUUCCACGCCCACCUCCUCCGCGCCGGUCACGCCAGCCGCAGCGGCGCCGGCGUCCCUGCAGCAAGCGCGCAGCCGCCGCCCUCGGCGAAGGCAAGCGAGAGCGAGAGAGGCAAGCCGACGCCGGCGCCGCGGGGCGAGGGGGGUCGGCCAGGGUCCUCGGAGGAGACACCUGAGCGGCGCGCGGAGCCCGACAGAGAAGGCGAGGGGCGAACCGGCGCCCAAGCCCCGCGAGAGAGAGAGGACGCAGCAGCUGGCGGAGAAGUGCGUGGAAAGCGAAGUCGAGAGGAAGAGAGUGGGAGCAGCGAGAGCAAGGAGGGCGGAGACGAGGGCGCUGCGAUAGGCGACGGAGCUGCACAGCAAGCCGCGCGGCUGGAAGAGCUUCUGCAGCAGAGAAGGAGGGAGAAGCAACGCGAAAUCGAGCUAGCCGCGGCUCCGCUCGCGGAGGACAAACUCGCCGAAGCGAAGCGCAGAUACCUCGAAAGAAAGCGCAAGGCAGGAGGCGCGAACUAA
Molecule: messenger RNA, 1278 nt
Organism: Besnoitia besnoiti
Lineage: Eukaryota; Apicomplexa; Conoidasida; Eucoccidiorida; Sarcocystidae
Exons: 2
Coding region: 1-1278 (425 amino acids)
Biological process (GO): regulation of alternative mRNA splicing, via spliceosome
Source: RefSeq, a predicted model, not a curated record